CAUCGACUUUUCAGCAAUAAAAACGAGUUUUUUUUCGUCUUUUUUUUUUCUUUUUGGAUUUUGAUUGAAAUGAUUAGAGAAAUCCCAUUAAAAACUCUGUAGUUCUGUUACUUGAUCUCGUUUUUUAAAGAGAAUAUUCAAAAUGGCUGAAGAAAUUAAAGAGGUUUUCGAUACUAUUUUAGUAUUGGAUUUUGGUUCUCAGUAUAGUCAUCUUAUUACUAGACGUCUUAGAGAGUUCAAUGUUUAUGCUGAAAUGUUACCAUGCACUCAAAAGAUUAAAGAGUUAACCUGGAAACCCAAAGGUAUUAUUUUGUCUGGUAGUCCAUAUUCUGUCUUUGCUGAUGAUGCUCCUCAUGUUGAUUUGGCUGUUUUUGAUUUGAAUGUUCCAAUUCUAGGUAUUUGUUAUGGUAUGCAAGAAAUCGCUCAUAUUAACAAUACUAAAGUAAUUAGAGGAGACAAAAGAGAAUAUGGCCCAGCUUUGCUUCAAGUUGAAGAUAAAUCUUGUCCAUUAUUCAAAGAUGUUGACCACUCAAAAGUUUGGAUGUCUCAUCAUGACAAAUUAUCUGCUUUACCACAAGGUUUUAAAGUCGUUGCUACCUCUGAUAAUUCUCCAUUUGCUGCCAUGGCCCAUGAAACAAAACCAAUAUACGGUUUACAAUUUCAUCCUGAAGUUACCCACUCAGUUAAAGGUAAAGAAUUAUUAAGAAAUUUUGCUCUUGACAUUUGUCAAGCUAAUCCAAACUGGAGUAUGGAAAAUUUCAUUGACACUGAGAUUUCAAGAAUUAAAAAACUUGUUGGUCCAACUGCUGAAGUUAUCGGUGCUGUUUCUGGUGGUGUUGAUUCAACUGUUGCUGCCAAAUUAAUGGCUAGAGCUAUUGGAGAUAGAUUUCACGCUAUUUUAGUUGAUAAUGGUGUUUUAAGAUUAAAUGAGGCUAAAAUGGUCAAAAAAAACCUUACAGAAGGUUUAGGUAUUAAUUUAACCGUUGUUGAUGCCUCUGAAGAAUUUUUAUCAAAACUAAAGGGCGUCACUGAACCAGAGAAAAAAAGAAAAGUAAUUGGCAACACAUUUAUUCAUGUUUUUGAAAGGGUUGCUAAUGAAAUAAAACCCAAGGAUGGAGAUGAAAUUGAAUUUUUAUUACAAGGUACAUUAUACCCAGAUGUUAUUGAAUCAAUCUCAUUUAAAGGACCAUCUCAAACCAUCAAAACACACCAUAAUGUUGGUGGGUUAUUAGAAAAUAUGAAACUAAAAUUGAUUGAGCCUUUAAGAGAGUUAUUUAAAGAUGAAGUUCGUGCUUUGGGUGAAUUAUUAGGCAUUCCUCAUGAUUUAGUUUGGAGACAUCCAUUUCCAGGACCAGGUUUAGCCAUUAGAAUACUUGGAGAGGUUACACCAUCUCAAGUUGAAAUUGCAAGAAAAGCCGACCAUAUUUACAUUGAAGAAAUCAAAAAAGCAGGAUUAUAUAGUCAAAUUUCCCAAGCAUUUGCAGCAUUAUUACCUGUUAAAUCAGUUGGUGUUAUGGGAGAUGAAAGAGUUUAUGCUCAAGUUAUCGCAUUAAGAGCUAUUGAAACCACUGAUUUCAUGACAGCUGAUUGGUUUAUUUUUGAUGCCAGAUUUUUGAAGAGAGUUGCCUCAAGAAUUGUGAAUGAAGUUGAUGGAAUUUCAAGAGUUGUUUAUGAUAUUACUUCUAAACCACCAGCUACUGUUGAAUGGGAAUAGAUAAAUAUAUUAAUGAGAGUAUUAGAAUUAGUUACCUUUGACAUUUAAAUUCAUAGAGUUAUCAUCUAUAAUAUAA
This is a messenger RNA of Ascoidea rubescens DSM 1968, 1790 nucleotides long. It is a transcript of the gene GUA1, whose product is annotated as GMP synthase (glutamine-hydrolyzing). Bases 143 to 1714 code for a protein of 523 amino acids. The record is from RefSeq and is a predicted model, not a curated record. Gene Ontology annotation, cellular component: cytosol. NCBI's taxonomy places the organism in Eukaryota, Fungi, Ascomycota, Saccharomycetes, Ascoideales, Ascoideaceae. Gene Ontology annotation, biological process: GMP biosynthetic process. The transcript has a single exon. Gene Ontology annotation, molecular function: GMP synthase activity; ATP binding; GMP synthase (glutamine-hydrolyzing) activity.